Messenger RNA from Brettanomyces bruxellensis, 1932 nucleotides. RefSeq lists its product as uncharacterized. NCBI's taxonomy places the organism in Eukaryota, Fungi, Ascomycota, Pichiomycetes, Pichiales, Pichiaceae. The record is from RefSeq and is a predicted model, not a curated record. The transcript has a single exon. Gene Ontology annotation, molecular function: GTP binding; calcium ion binding; GTPase activity. Gene Ontology annotation, cellular component: mitochondrial outer membrane. Bases 1 to 1932 code for a protein of 643 amino acids. Gene Ontology annotation, biological process: small GTPase-mediated signal transduction; mitochondrion organization; regulation of mitochondrion organization.
AUGGAUAGUAUACGAGUAAUUGUUUGCGGCGAUGAAGGUGUUGGAAAAUCAAGUUUGAUAGCCUCACUUGUCAAAGAAAAGUACGUUCCGAACAUUCAGCAUGUUAUUCCUGAAUUGAUAAUACCAAGGGAUUUUUCUAAUUCUUCACAUUCCCCAAACUCAACUAUAGUGGUGGACACAUCAUCAUCGGACACAUAUACUCUUCAGUAUGAGGUCAGACAAGCUGACGUGAUCUGGCUUGUUUAUUCCGAUCAUUACACUUAUGAAAGGAUAUCUCUUUAUUGGAUACCAACUUUUAGAUCGCUUGGUGUGAACUUACCUAUAGUCCUAUGCAAUAAUAAGGUUGACAUUGAUAAAUCCAUCAAAGAAGAGACUGUUAUCAACGAAGAAUUUAUUCCCUUGUUGCGGGAGUUUAAGGAAAUAGAGGCUUGCAUAAGAUGCAGUGCCAAAGAGAAUUAUAAUGUUAUACAAGCAUUUUACUUGUGUCAGCGAGCUGUUACAUAUCCGAUUGCUCCAUUAUAUGAUUACAAGGACAGUAACUUAAAAACUUUGGCGGUGACUGCCUUAAAAAGAAUAUUUUAUUUGUGCGAUAAGGACCAGGAUGAAUUUUUGAAUGAUAAAGAAUUUCUUGAAUUACAAGAGAAGUGCUUUCACAAAACAAUGGACAUUAAUGAACUACAUUUGAUUAAAUCAACCUUAAAUACAUCGAUUCCUGGAUCUGCUGGACAGAAUGGAAUUACGGAAGAAGGCUUCCUAGCUUUAAACAAACUAUAUGUUGAGAUAGGGCGGCACGAAACAAUAUGGGGAAUAUUGAGGGCUUAUCACUAUACCGACUCUCUUUCCGUUGAUGAUAAAUGUUUACAUCCAAAAAUGGAGGUUGGUCAGAACUCUAGUGUCGAGCUUUCUCCAAAAGGAUAUCAGUUUCUUGUUGAUCUUUUUUUACUCUUUGACAAAGACAACGACGGCGGACUUAAUGAGCAAGAGCUUACGAAAUUAUUCUAUCCAACACCUGGAAUUCCAAGAUCAUGGAAAGAAUGCAAUUUUCCGAAAAGUGUGGUGUGCAACGAACAAGGAGAUAUCACUUUACAAGGAUGGCUUGCCCAAUGGUCCAUGUGUACAUUUCUCGACUAUAAGACUACGUUGGAAUAUCUUGGAUAUUUUGGAUAUAGUGACAGAGUUGAAAGUUCUGGUCGUCGGAAUGGAGAGGAGCCAACGACGACCGCACUACAUGUAACAAAACAGCGUAAAAGCAGAAAAAGAUACGGAAAAACAUAUCGUUCUACUGUUGGUGACAGAACAGUCUUCAACUGUUUCAUAAUAGGAGCAAGAGGAUGCGGGAAAACAUCAUUACUAAUAUCAUUCUUGGGAAGACAAUAUAGCAGUGCAUAUUCACCGACAAUUCAGCCAAGAUUGGUAGUCAAUAAUGUCGAACUUAAAGGUGGCAAGCAGUGCUAUUUGAUAAUUCAAGAACUGGGAGAACUAGAGGGCGCCAUAUUAGAAAAUAAAACAAAACUGGAAUCAUGCGAUGUGAUCUGUUUUGCAUAUGAUUCAUCCGAUCCCGAGUCAUUCCAAUAUUUGAUUGAUUUAAGGUCGAAAUAUCCCGAACUGGAUCAUAUUCCUGCAGUAUAUGUGGCUUUAAAAGCAGAUCUUGAUCGUCAACAGCAAAGGGCCGAUUUGCAACCUGAACCAUACACGAGGUCUCUUUACCUCGGGCCCCCGAUGCAUAUUUCAUCAGGAUGGUCAUCAUCAUUAGGCGAGCUUCUGGGACAAUUAGUGCAGGCAGCUGCAGAUCCAAAAACUGCAACACCUGGCUUAAAGCCAGAACCAGAAUCCGAAUUAAUGAUGACCCCGUUUGCUUUGGGCUGUGGUGCACUUGGAUUUAUGACUCUUAUUUCAUUGUGGUAUCUUAGAGGCACAAUUUCCAGGAAGUGA